AUGUAUUCACGCGACCAGUUCAUGAACCCCGGCCCCGCCCCACGACCGCCCACCGACCGUCCACGCCUCGCCCUCACACCCAACACGAGCAACACGCUGCCAGGCAACCUGGCCGGCCUCAGCCUCCAGUCGCCCGCCUUUGGCAACACCUCGCAAAUGUCGCUCGUCCGCACGCAGUCGGAGAAGAGCGUGUCUUCGACGGCGGUGGUCAAGGAGGGCAUGGUCAAGGUCAAGGACGAGGGCCUCUUCAAGUCGCUGGUCUGGGCUGAUCGCUGGCUGGUGCUGCGCGAGUUCGAGCUCAACUUCUUCAAGAGCGCAAAUGCCUCCAAAGUCUCCAACACCAUUCCCCUGCGCGACAUCCUGGGCGUCGAGCGAUCCGACACCCAGGCCCUUUCCUUUGAGAUUACAAGAGCACUCAACUCCAACAAGGGCUCGUCACCGCCCCGCGACGGUCCGACCAAGGUCAUCACAUGCAAGGUCGAGACAGACGAUGAUGUCUACUCGUGGAUAGACAGCAUCUACCAGCGCUGUCCUAGCAUGGGCGGCGUCAGCAACCCCACCAACUUUACCCACAGGGUCCAUGUCGGCUUCGAUCCCAACAGCGGAGCUUUCGUCGGCCUGCCCGUGGAGUGGGAAAAGUUACUCACAGCCUCUGCCCUCACCAAGGACGAUUACGCAAAGAACCCCAAAGCGGUUUUGGAAGUGCUCGAGUUCUACACGGAGAAGCUCGUCAAGCGCUCUGAAGAUCCGCAACAGUACACCAGUCUGACGCCCACCCCACCAGCGACCGCGGGCACGGAGAAGCAGCUUGGUUAUGGUGGCAGUGGCAACUCUGUUGCCCCCCCACGACCAGCACCCCCCGAGAACUAUCAGCGCAAGGACAGCUAUAGUCGCCAGAACACUCCGCCGGGGGCUGGCCAGUCGAACUCUCAGAAUGGAGCUUCUCAACAAGACCGAUACGAUCAAGAGCGGCGAAAGCAGGAGGAGCAGCGGAUGCAGCGCGAGCGUGAACGUGAGAGACAACGUCAAGAGUACGAGCGGCAGCAGCGUGAGGAGUUGGCGGCAUACAACGCCUCGUUACCUCAGAAGAAGGUUCCCCUUGCCCAGCAGGAGAUUGGAGGCGGUGGCUACGAUUCUCGCGAUCCAAGCCCCUCCAACCAGCAACGUUACAACCCCAGUCGUCCUGCACCCUCUACCCCCGGUUCUACUAGGAAUCAGCAAUCGGGCCAACAACCUCCAGGCUCGUUGCGUCAAAUGGCUGCGCAGCGGCCUGCACCUUCAGCCCCGCAACAGCAGAAUAGCACCUCGCCUUCGGCAAAGACUCCUGCAGCUCAACAGCAGCGCCCACCCCUUCAGACUAGCAACAGUUAUACCAAGGGCUCUGGCACUCAGAAUCCGCAAUCUCGCCCUGCCAAUGGCCAAACUCAGCAGAAGCAGUAUCAGGGCUCUUCUGCUGCACCAAAGCCUUUGAACGUUGCCAAGCCCUCUGCAACUAGCGACGCAGUAAAGAAAGCGGAGCAGGCGCUGACCAGCAAGCCAAAGGAGGAAACACCGCGCAAGGAUGUUCGCAUGUCCAGCAUGUCUGAGAGUGAGGUCAUGGCCAAGCUCCGAGAGGUCGUUUCCAAGGAACGCCCGCUGGAUUCGUACAACAAGCAAAAGAAGAUUGGCCAAGGUGCUAGUGGAUCAGUCUAUGUUGCUCGUAUUCGCGAAAAUGCUACCUCGCCAACAGCACGUAGGGUCAUGCAGGAGAAUGGGCCUCGCGCACAGGUUGCCAUCAAGCAAAUGGAUCUUCGCAACCAGCCGCGCAAGGAGCUCAUUGUCAACGAGAUUAUUGUCAUGAAGGACAGCAAGCAUCCCAACAUUGUCAACUUCUUGGACGCCUUCUUGCAAGAAGAGCAUUCGGAACUCUGGGUGGUUAUGGAGUUUAUGGAGGGAGGUGCUUUGACUGAUGUCAUUGACAAUAAUUCGUCUAUUAGCGAGGACCAGAUUGCCACCAUCUGCUUCGAGACCUGCAAAGGAUUGGAGCAUCUCCACAACCAAAACAUUAUCCAUCGCGACAUCAAGAGUGACAAUGUCUUACUCGACGGCCGUGGUAAUGUCAAGAUCACCGAUUUCGGUUUCUGUGCGAAACUCACAGAGCAGCGCAGCAAACGUGCGACCAUGGUCGGCACACCCUACUGGAUGGCCCCCGAAGUUGUCAAGCAGAAGGAGUACGGAAACAAGGUGGACAUUUGGUCUCUGGGAAUCAUGGCCAUUGAGAUGAUUGAGUCCGAACCGCCUUACCUAAACGAAGAGCCGCUCAAAGCUUUGUACCUCAUCGCCACCAACGGCACCCCUCGCCUGAAGAAGCCAGACAAGCUUUCGAAAGAGCUCAAGGCCUUCUUGUCCGUAUGCCUUUGCGUCGAUGUCAAGUCCCGAGCGAGCGCGUCGGAACUGAUGAGCCACGAUUUCCUCAAGAGCGGAUGCAGCCUCAACAGUCUAGCCCAGCUGCUCAACUUCCGCAAGAAUGGCAGUCACUAG
Messenger RNA from Plenodomus lingam JN3, 2520 nucleotides. NCBI's taxonomy places the organism in Eukaryota, Fungi, Ascomycota, Dothideomycetes, Pleosporales, Leptosphaeriaceae. The record is from RefSeq and is a predicted model, not a curated record.